Messenger RNA from Diprion similis, 2377 nucleotides. RefSeq names its product excitatory amino acid transporter 1-like. Gene Ontology annotation, molecular function: glutamate:sodium symporter activity; L-glutamate transmembrane transporter activity; neutral L-amino acid transmembrane transporter activity. The transcript has 8 exons. The coding region runs from base 677 to 2188 and encodes 503 amino acids. The record is from RefSeq and is a predicted model, not a curated record. Gene Ontology annotation, cellular component: plasma membrane. Gene Ontology annotation, biological process: L-glutamate transmembrane transport. NCBI's taxonomy places the organism in Eukaryota, Metazoa, Arthropoda, Insecta, Hymenoptera, Diprionidae.
GGAGAGCGAGAGAGAGUGAUAAAGAGAAGGACAAACAUUAAGGGCAGAGAGGGGUAGAGAAAGCAAGAAAAGGAGAGGAAGAGAUUGUGGUUAGAGGAGUGCUUGAUCGAUGAGAUUCUCUUGAGUUUACAACUGUUGAAGAAAAUCUGACGUCCCUGAUGAUAAAAGCCACGAGUGGAUAUAGUUGAGAAGAUUUAAGGGAUUCGGUUCAAUCGACAAGGAAAAACCUUCGAACUGGUAGAUGAAGGGACGCUUCUUGGAUAUCAGCGAUGAUACAAUACGGCUAAAAAAAAUUUUUUUUCAACCAUCUUAAAAAAUACUUGUUACCAGCUGAGUGGUUUCAGUGGAUAUUAUGGACACGGACAGGAAGCUAUCGUAGGGGAGAUCGUGUAAUAUGGUAUGUGCCGGGCACAUAUCGUGAAGCGCUGUAACCUAUGUACCACCCAAGGUGGCACAGAUUGAAAGCUCCCUAUCAUCAACACACAUCCUCUGUCGAGUGCGAACACUAGCUACUUGCCGCAACUGGGCUUCCACCGGUUGUUCAGAUCGACCCGCUACAUUGAUCAGCGCAUCUACCAAUUGACCCGGCCAACUUCCGGUCUACCUCUCAACUGUUGGAAAAAACGGGCUACAGAACCCGGGGGAAUUUCAUUAUCUGCUGCGUCUUUUGUCAACUAUGGAAGUCGCCUCAGAAUUAUCACCGCUGUCAGAUGCGGAAAAGCAAGGGCGGAUCGGGACUGGGAGGACAUCAUACUACCCCCAGACACCGAACAAAAGACCACCGAACCGACGGCAACAAACGAAAAACUGCCUGAAGCACAACGCCCUGACGAUACUGACGGUCCUCGGUGUGGUUGGUGGUAUAAUUUUGGGCCUGGUUCUAAGAAAUGCGCGCAGCACAAAUUGGCCUUCCCGUGACAUAAUGUAUGUCAACUAUGUGGGCGAGCUGUUCCUACGGAUGCUGAAGAGCUUAAUCCUGCCGCUGAUCAUGGCCAGUCUGAUCUCCGCUAUCGGUUCGCUGGACUUGUCUCUUAGUGGGAAGAUCGGGGCGCGAGCGAUCGUUUACUACAUGGUUACAACCGUCAGUGCAGUUAUCACGGGUAUCAUUCUCGUCAUAUCCAUCCACCCCGGACGCGGCGACGAGUCGAACAUCGAACGAGCCGGAGUUUCGAGAAACGUCACAACGGUUGACACGCUCAUGGAUCUGGCGAGGAACAUGUUUCCACCGAACUUGGUCCAGGCCUGCAUCUCGCAGUAUCGUACAGUACUUAAGCCCCAAGCCAACGAUACGAACGCCAACAUUCUGACCUGGAAGAUCGAGCACGAAUACGCUGACGGUACGAAUAUACUGGGUCUCGUUGUGUUUUCAACCGUGCUUGGUAUCACUCUUGGAAAAAUGGGACCCGACGGCCGACCUCUUCUCCGGUUCUUCGAGGCUUUGUCAUCGGCAAUGAUGAUCAUCACAAACUGGGUCAUUUGGGUAUCGCCAAUUGGAGUGUUGUUCCUGGUCUCAUCGAAGCUCCUGGAAAUGAAAUCCUUCGAGGUAAUAAUCGGCCAGCUUGGAAUGUACUUUAUGACGGUGCUCGUGGGCCUCUUCAUCCACGGAUUCAUCGUCCUUCCGUUGAUCUACUUUCUCGUUACACGACGCAACCCGUUCUCCUACGUCUCGAACAUGGCUCAGGCCCUGGCAACGGCCUUUGGAACCUCGUCAAGUUCCGCGACACUUCCGGUCGCCAUUGGCUGCCUGGAGGACAGGAACGGCAUAGACCCUCGAGUAGCUCGUUUCGUCAUGCCGAUCGGUGCGACGAUAAACAUGGACGGAACUGCCCUCUACGAGGCCGUCGCCGCGAUUUUCAUAGCCCAAGUCCGUAACGUGAAUCUCUCCUUUGGUCAGCUCGUGGCAGUCAGCAUCACGGCAACCGCUGCCAGCAUCGGCGCAGCCGGAAUUCCGCAGGCUGGUUUGGUCACCAUGGUCAUGGUUCUUGACACGGUUGGACUUCCGGCCAAAGACGUCACGUUGAUCAUCGCGGUUGAUUGGCUGCUGGAUCGUUUUCGGACGACCAUCAACGUGAUGGGAGACUCACUCGGCGCUGGAAUAGUAAAUUACCUUAGUCGCAACGAGCUGCGAAAUCCAACGCGAGAUUCACAGCCGAAAAAUAGUGCUGAUCACAAUACGACGCCGAUAUGAAGAGGUCGUUGUUGAAUUAUUGAACCUGCGGAGCGUCGACGGCGAGAAAAAUUUUUUUUAUGCCGUCUACUGCAAAGACGACAAUACAUGAGUCAACAUGUAUAUAAUAUAAGCUUGUUGGCGGGUAUUUCGCGUGCAUAUAUAUGAAUAAAUAUAUAUAAUAAUAUAUAUAUAUAUGUUACACGUUAA